Molecule: messenger RNA, 1977 nt
Organism: Mesorhabditis belari
Lineage: Eukaryota; Metazoa; Nematoda; Chromadorea; Rhabditida; Rhabditidae
Source: the annotation of a GenBank genome assembly
AUGGUAUUGAAAGCGGUGAAAAGGGUAUUCUAUCGAAUCGUGAGUCGCGGUUGCGGCAUCACAUGGAAUCGAGUGAUGAGAUUUGUCACUUUUUCCCUGCUUACAAUCACGCUUUUCGUCUUUUUCUCACAGUCCCUUUCUGAGGCGAUUCCGGUCGAUGGUGGAUUGGCGCUUGACCCAAAUCGAACUCUUUUAACUGGGGAUGAUCCUCCAGUCGGGAAUAGCACUCUUGAGCAAAAAGGGGCUGCUAUUGUUGGAAAUGAAGCCGAAGAGAAGAAGCGAUCACUGGCAAUCUUCUUCAUCCUUUUCGUCAUCGUUUUGGCAACAUUAAUCGUUCAUUUGUUGAUCAUCACAAAUUUUCACUAUAUUCCGGAAAGUUUAGCGAUUGUGAUUCUAGGCGCUACAAUCGGUUUCGUUCUCUCGUACACAUCUCGAGAUUGGUCUGAGAUUGAGGCUUUGUCACCGGAUAUUUUCUUUCUUGUCCUCCUACCGCCAAUCAUUUUCGAAAACGCAUAUAAUUUAAAUAAGGGGUACUUCUUCUCUAACAUCUGGCCAAUUUUGACGUUCGCUAUUCUCGGCACAGCGUUGUCUUCAUUUGUGAUUGGGCUAGCUGUUUAUAUCUUGGGACAGGCUUCUCUCGUUUACCCAUUGACAAUCUUCGAGAGUUUCGCUUUUGGCUCAAUGAUCAGUGCGGUUGAUCCAGUGGCUACGUUAGCGAUCUUUCAAGCGGUUAAGGUCGAAGGCCUCUUGUACAUGCUGGUUUUUGGUGAAUCGAUGCUGAAUGACGCUGUGUCGAUUGUGUUGACGGCGACGGCCAUUCGUCAUUCCCAUCCACCGUUCUCCUCCCUUCCACCAAUGCAAAUCCUUUCCUCGGCUGUGGCAACUUUCUUGAUCAUGUUCACUGUGUCGGCUUUACUUGGCGCAGCAAUUGGGCUAUUAUCAGCUUUGUUAUUCAAACACGUUGAUCUUCGCCGAACUCCAUCAUUAGAAUUGGCGUUGUUGAUGGUUUUCGCAUAUAUUCCUUAUGGUUUAGCUGAAUCGUUGUCACUUUCUGGUAUCAUGGCAAUACUCUUUUGCGGAAUCACAAUGUCUCAGUACACCCAGAAUAACAUCAGUCCGGUCACACAAAUCACGAUGCGACAAACGUUUCGAACAGUUUCUUUCGUCGCAGAGACAUCAACAUUCGCCUAUUUGGGUAUGGCUUUUUUCACGAUAAAACUCAACUUUCAACCAUCAUUUAUCUUUUGGUCAGUGGUACUUUGCCUUGUCUCUCGAGCUUGUAAUAUCUUUCCUCUAUCUUGGCUUGUGAAUAAAUGCCGUCGUGAGGUUCAAAUCUCGACGAAAAAUCAAAUUAUUAUGUGGUUUAGUGGAAUGCGAGGUGCUGUCUGUUUCGCGCUGGCUCUUUAUCUGGACAUUGAUAAAGAAACGAAAAGCGUUCUCCUUACAACAACUCUUUUUUUGAUUCUCUUCACAAUCAUCUUUUUAGGAGGCUCCGCUCUUCCCUUCAUCAAUCACAUCAACGAUAUGUAUCCAGAUAAACUCAAAUUAGGACGAAAAAGAAAAAGACAAGAAAAUGGGAGAGAAAGGAGGGGAAGCGAGAGUGGAAGUGGGACAGCUGGAGAGAAUAUUCAGAUGGGAAAUGGUGGUGGCAGAGCGAGGAGUGGAAGUGCGAUCGAGAGGAGGAGAAGAGCGAUUUUGCUGUCGAAGACACAGGAAAUGUCACUCUUCGGUAGCCAAGAUUGGAGCUCAUCAAUCAAGAAACCAAAUCCAGUUGAUGAUCGACCAACAAUGAUCGGAAAUUUGAUGAGAAAUCUGUUUGUGAGGAGAUUCACGCAUCAAGAACGAGAAGAGCACAAAGAAAAGCUUCGUCUCCUCACAGAGCAAGCGUUAGAGAAUGAUUCGUGGACAGACAAUGGAGAAGAUGGAGAGAUUGGAGGGGAUUUUGAGGGAAAAGGGUUAUUGGAGAAUGAAAUUGUA